This is a messenger RNA of Pteronotus mesoamericanus, 4565 nucleotides long. It is a transcript of the gene PIK3R1, whose product is annotated as phosphoinositide-3-kinase regulatory subunit 1. Gene Ontology annotation, molecular function: 1-phosphatidylinositol-3-kinase regulator activity; protein binding. The record is from RefSeq and is a predicted model, not a curated record. Bases 883 to 3057 code for a protein of 724 amino acids. Gene Ontology annotation, biological process: insulin receptor signaling pathway; phosphatidylinositol phosphate biosynthetic process. NCBI's taxonomy places the organism in Eukaryota, Metazoa, Chordata, Mammalia, Chiroptera, Mormoopidae. The transcript has 17 exons. Gene Ontology annotation, cellular component: phosphatidylinositol 3-kinase complex.
CGCCUGAGCUGCAGGCUGACGGCGAGGAGUCGUGAGCAGCUGGAGCGGAGUUGGAGGAAACCGAGGCUGCGGCGGCGAGCGAGCGGGUUGGAGACGGCGAGCUCGGAUCGGGAACGCCGGUGGGUGGGAGGUGGGUCAGAGGCGCAUCGGAGCGGUGCGUGCAGGAGGCCGCCACUGCAGUCCGGCCCCGGGAGAGGAAGGAAGCCGUCCAGCAGGGGAGGUGUAUUUGUGAAAGAGGCAUACAUACAAGCAGAAAGGCUGCUGUCACAGAGAGUAAGAAACAGGUCAGAGUGUGCGGGCAAGGAAUCUGCAUCUCUGACCUCAUGGACAUAUCUGGGCUGCCCUUGGGCAUCGAAGCAAGCUGAGUUUGGGCAAGAAAUUCUAGUGGUGGCUUUGGAGCCAGACUGCCUGGAUCUGAAUCCUGGUUCCACCUGUCAAUUUCUUGGUGUUAUCAUGGCGAAGAAACGAAAUUCUUUGCACCUCAAUUCUUCCCAUAUAAAGUGAAGCUCGCGUGUAGAGUACAACAGUAAAAUCAGACGACAGAUGGACAAUGUGACGAGAGUGUCGGAAAGGAUUGGGCCUCGCUGGGAGAGUCAGCCUGGAGUCCAAGUGUUGACGAGUUGCUGAGAAGGAAGCCAGUUGGAGGACCGUGGCCUGCAGAGGAAGUGUGGCCCUGUCUUCAGUUGCACCAUUGAUGGAGGACAGAUGGACAGCCAAUGGCCAGUCACCUCUCUUAAACCUUUGGAGAGUUGUCCUUUGUCCUCUGCUGGGCACAUAUUAGGAAUCCUAACACACUCUCUGAGUUCACGUUCCCUAGAAACGUAAAGCUAGACUGCAGUGUGUAACCAGACUCACCUGUUGCAUGGUCACAGGUUUGCAAACAUGAGUGCCGAGGCGUACCAGUACAGAGCACUGUAUGACUAUAAAAAGGAACGAGAAGAAGAUAUUGACUUGCACUUGGGUGAUAUAUUGACGGUCAAUAAGGGGUCCUUAGUAGCUCUUGGAUUCAGUGAUGGACAGGAAGCCAGGCCUGAAGAGAUUGGCUGGUUAAAUGGCUACAAUGAAACCACAGGGGAGAGAGGGGACUUUCCAGGAACUUACGUAGAAUAUAUUGGAAGGAAAAAAAUCUCACCUCCCACCCCAAAGCCCCGGCCACCUCGACCCCUUCCUGUUGCACCAGGUUCUUCGAAAACUGAAGCAGAAAGUGAGCAACAAGCUUUGACCCUUCCGGAUCUUGCAGAACAGUUUGCCCCUCCUGACAUCGCGCCACCUCUUCUCAUCAAGCUAGUAGAAGCCAUUGAAAAGAAAGGUCUGGAAUGUUCAACUCUAUACAGAACACAGAGCUCCAGCAACCCAGCAGAAUUCCGACAGCUUCUUGAGUGUGAUGCCGCCUCCGUGGACUUGGAAACAGUUGAUGUUCAAGUUUUAGCAGACGCUUUCAAACGCUAUCUCUUGGACCUUCCGAAUCCUGUCAUUCCAAUAGCUGUUUACAAUGAAAUGAUUUCUUUAGCCCAAGAAGUUCAAAGCUCUGAAGAAUACAUCCAGCUGUUGAAGAAGCUCAUUAGGUCACCUAACAUACCUCAUCAGUAUUGGCUUACGCUUCAGUAUUUGCUAAAACAUUUCUUCAAGCUCUCCCAAAGCUCCAGCAAAAACCUUCUGACUGCAAGAGUGCUCUCUGAACUUUUCAGCCCUCUGCUUUUCAGGUUCCCAGCAGCCAGCUCUGAGAAUACUGAACACCUCAUCAAAGUUGUAGAAAUUUUAAUCUCAACAGAAUGGAACGAACGACAGCCUGCACCAGCACUGCCUCCUAAGCCACCAAAACCCACUCCUGUAGCCAACAACGGUAUGAAUAACAAUAUGUCCUUACAAGAUGCUGAAUGGUACUGGGGAGAUAUCUCUAGGGAAGAAGUGAAUGAAAAGCUUCGGGAUACAGCUGACGGGACCUUCUUGGUACGAGACGCAUCUACUAAAAUGCAUGGUGAUUAUACUCUUACACUAAGGAAAGGAGGAAAUAACAAAUUAAUCAAAAUAUUUCACCGAGAUGGGAAAUAUGGCUUCUCUGACCCAUUAACCUUCAGCUCUGUGGUUGAAUUAAUAAACCACUACCGGAAUGAGUCUCUUGCUCAGUACAAUCCCAAGCUGGAUGUGAAAUUACUUUAUCCAGUAUCCAAAUACCAACAGGAUCAAGUUGUCAAAGAAGAUAAUAUAGAAGCUGUAGGGAAAAAAUUACAUGAAUAUAACACUCAAUUUCAAGAAAAAAGUCGGGAAUAUGAUAGAUUAUAUGAGGAUUAUACCCGUACUUCCCAGGAAAUCCAAAUGAAAAGAACAGCUAUUGAAGCAUUUAAUGAAACCAUAAAAAUAUUUGAAGAACAGUGCCAAACCCAGGAGCGCUAUAGCAAAGAGUACAUAGAAAAGUUUAAACGGGAAGGCAAUGAGAAAGAAAUACAAAGGAUUAUGCAUAAUUAUGAAAAGCUGAAGUCUCGAAUUAGUGAAAUUGUGGACAGCCGAAGGAGGCUGGAGGAAGACUUGAAGAAGCAGGCAGCUGAGUAUCGGGAGAUUGACAAACGCAUGAACAGCAUUAAGCCAGACCUCAUCCAACUGAGAAAGACGAGAGACCAAUACUUGAUGUGGUUGACUCAGAAAGGUGUUCGGCAGAAGAAGUUGAACGAGUGGUUGGGCAAUGAAAACACUGAAGACCAAUAUUCACUGGUGGAAGAUGAUGAGGAUUUGCCCCACCACGACGAGAAGACCUGGAACGUCGGGAGCAGCAACCGAAACAAAGCCGAGAACCUACUGCGAGGGAAGCGAGACGGCACUUUUCUGGUCCGGGAAAGCAGUAAACAGGGCUGCUAUGCCUGCUCUGUGGUGGUGGACGGCGAAGUAAAGCACUGUGUCAUAAACAAAACGGCGACCGGCUAUGGCUUUGCCGAGCCCUAUAACCUGUACAGCUCCCUGAAAGAACUGGUGCUCCAUUACCAACACACCUCCCUGGUGCAGCACAACGACUCCCUCAACGUCACACUAGCCUACCCGGUAUAUGCACAGCAGAGGCGAUGAAGCGUGGGCCCUCUGAUCCUCCUCCUGAAGUUCAGCCACCCUGAGGCCUCUGGAAAGCACAGGGCUUCUCUCCAGCCUGACCUGCGAAUUGAGCUGCGGAAGCCAAGCCGUCUGUCUUCAAAUGGGACUCGAGCUUUCGACAAAAGCAGUAGGGGAAGACAUGCAGCCUAGCACUGUGCGAUGACCAGACGUUUCUAAUCUGGAGUGCUUAUCCUUCCUUCCUUUCCUUUUUUAAAAAUCUUUUGGUUUAAUUUAAAGCCACCACAACACACAACACAAAGAGAAAAAGAAAUGCAAAAAUCUCUGCGUGCAGGGACAAAAGAGGCCUUUACCCAUGGUGCUCGUUAAUGCUUUCUGAAGCUUUACCAGCUCGAAGUUGGGACCUUGUACACCAGAGGAUGGAUGGGGCUGCAGAGCCCUGGCCGGGGAACGCUCGGUCCAGCCUGGUUUAGCCUGGGUGUUGCUGUGCACGGUGGACCCAGACACUUCGCACUGUGGAUUAUUUCAUUUUCUAACAAAUGAACGAUAUGUAGCAGAAAGGCACUUCGGCUCACAAGGGACACUUUGGGAGAAUGUCCGCUCACGUAUGUUCAGAGGAAAUUCUGUUGUAGCAAAGUGCCAGAAAGCGUUCUGUUUAAACUUUUCAACAACAAAACAAAACCCACCAAUGGAAAAAUGGAACUUAGAAAACAGGACUUAAAAUGACAUUUUCAGUAUAUAAAAUAUGUACAUAAUGAUGACUGACUAUCAAAUAGAUGGAUUUGUAUCAAUACCAAAUAGCUUCUGUUUUGUUUUGCUGAAGGCUAAAUUCACAGCGCUAUGCAAUUCUUAAUUUUCAUUAAGUUGUUAUCUCAGUUUUCAAUGUACCUUCAGAAUAAGCUUCCCCUACCCCAAUUUUUGUUGCUUGAAAAUACUGUUGUCCCUGAUUUUUGUGUUAAUAUUCAUUUUGUUAUUCUUUUACUUUUUUUUAAAAGAAGAAAUGUACAGGAUGCCAGUUUAAAAAAAGGCUUCAGAAUUAAAACUAUGAAAUAUUUUACAGUUUUUCUUGUACAGAGUACUUGGCUGUUAGCCCAAGGUUAAAAAGUUCAUAACAGAUUUUUUUUUUUUUUGGACUAAAUGUUUUGUUGGGCAGUGCCUGAUAAGCUUCAAAGCUGCUUUAUUCAAUAAAAAAGAGAAAGAUAUAUGAAUAUGACAAAGUAUCGCUGAGUUCAACAAUAUUGUUUCAAGACUCUUAAAAUACGGUACCUGGCAAGUGUGUUUCAUAAAGAAUUGUGAACUUCUUGAAUCUAGGGUGGGGAUGUAGCUAAGGGAUGUACAGGUGGGGUGGGGGGUGGGGUGGUGGAAUGCACUUUCUCUUUCUCAUGAUUAGAGGAAAAAUACCUAACUGCAAAGUGAAGUUGCUUAUACUUCAGUCUUUCCCACUUUGAUCUGCUAGUUAUUAUCAGUUAUGACAAUUACAAAUCUACUAGGACGCUAACACAGUGUAGCCGGUCAGAUAUUUCAGUUCU